Messenger RNA from Rangifer tarandus platyrhynchus (Svalbard reindeer), 573 nucleotides. The record is from the annotation of a GenBank genome assembly. NCBI's taxonomy places the organism in Eukaryota, Metazoa, Chordata, Mammalia, Artiodactyla, Cervidae.
AUGGCCCGGCACGUGUUCCUGACUGGGCCCCCAGGAGUUGGAAAAACAACACUGAUCCAGAAAGCCACCGAAGUUUUAAAGUCCUCUGGCGUGCCUGUCGAUGGCUUUUAUACAGAAGAAGUCAGACAGGGAGGAAGAAGAAUAGGGUUUAAUGUUGUCACGUUGUCUGGCAUCCGGGGACCUUUAUCCAGAAUUGGGUCAGAGCCUCUGCCUGGAAAGCGUGAGUGCCGUGUAGGGCAGUACGUGGUGGACCUGACGUCCUUUGAGCAGCUGGCGCUCCCGGUCUUGAGGAAUGCAGGUGCCAGUGGUCGCCCAGGACAGAGCAUUUGUGUCAUCGACGAGGUGGGGAAGAUGGAGCUCUUCAGUCAGCCGUUCAUCCAGGCCGUCCGCCAGGCGCUGUGCACGCCAGGGACUGUGGUCCUCGGCACCAUCCCCGUACCCAAAGGAAAACCACUGGCCCUCGUGGAAGAGAUCAGAACCCGAAAGGACGUGAAGGUGUUGAGCGUAACCAAGGAGAACAGAAAUCACCUUUUGCCAGAGAUUGUGACCCACGUGCAGAGCAGCCAGAAGUGA